GUACUCUUUUUGCACUUUGUUUUGAUUUCUCAUCGGCACGAUCGCCAGAAGUAUAAAAGUCCAGCUUUCAGGGCCCUUUCGGUCUUAUCAAAAAACUUUUAUCUCAGAUUAUGAAAACACUUUUGGUAUUCGCCAACUUUGCACUUUUAAAUACUCUACUUGUACUUUUAGCAGCAGUCGCCUUUGAAACGCCGCCCCAUACUUUCAUUAACACCGCGCACACAACACCAACAACAGCAACACCAAUGGCCAGCAAAAUUAUUAAGCAAGUUACCCGCGUCGUCACUGCUCAGCGCAAGCGUGAAGGCGGGGGCUUUAUGGUCCGCCGCCCGCUGCCCUCAGGCAGCCUUGAUUACGCCGACCCCUUCCUCAUGCUUGACCACCUGGGCCCCGUAGACUACGCUCCCGGAGAGGCUGUUGGCGCCCCCGACCACCCCCACCGUGGCUUCGAGACUGUAACCUACAUACUGGACGGCGAGUUCGAGCAUCACGACAGCCAUGGCAACCACGGCCUCCUCAAAUCCGGAUGGGUGCAGUGGAUGACUGCAGGCAGCGGCGUCAUUCACAGUGAGAUGCCUUCGGAUAAACAGCUCAAAAACGGCGGUCGCUUCCACGGAUUCCAAAUCUGGGUCAACCUCCCGGCCAAGGAUAAGAUGAUUCAGCCGCGCUACCAGGAUGUGCCGCCCGAGGAUAUCCCCUGGUUUACGUCUGCCGACAAAAAGACUAACAUCAAGGUCGUCGCCGGCCAAGUCGAGGACGUCACAGCCAACAUUGACACGCACACCCCGAUCUAUUUCCUCGAUCUGCGCACCACUGGCAAGUACGAGCUCAACAUUCCCGAGGGCAUGAGCGCGAUGGCCUACAACUACCACCCUUCGGCGAUUCUGGUUGGACAGGAGAAGACCAAACUCGCAGAGAGCCAGAUGGCUGUGAUCAAAACACAGGGCCAGACUGUGGUAUUCGAGGCCGCUGAAGACGCUGAGAAUGGCGAAGGGAAGAAGGAGGCCCGCGUGCUGAUUCUUGCGGGCACGCCCAUUGGCGAAGAAGUUGCCAGAUACGGCCCAUUUGUCAUGAACACUGACGAAGAACUUUACCAGGCAUUUGCCGAUAUGGAAAGCGGCCGCUUCGGAACAAUUCCCGGAAGUUCGGAACGCAUGCGCAAGACUCACGAGGCUAAUGAAAUUCGUAGGAACGCCGGCAAGGAGUAAAUAAAUAUCUAUGGAUACACCCUAUGCCAACUGUCAACUAGAGACUACAAACCUACGACGUGUAUUUUUAUUUUUAUUUUAACUUUUAUUUACUGUUUAUUGACAAUGUAUAGCACUUGUUAAAUUA
Kickxella alabastrina is the source of this 1335-nucleotide messenger RNA. Its product is annotated as RmlC-like cupin domain-containing protein. The transcript has a single exon. The record is from RefSeq and is a predicted model, not a curated record. NCBI's taxonomy places the organism in Eukaryota, Fungi, Kickxellomycota, Kickxellomycetes, Kickxellales, Kickxellaceae. Bases 111 to 1208 code for a protein of 365 amino acids.